This is a messenger RNA of Limulus polyphemus (Atlantic horseshoe crab), 1323 nucleotides long. RefSeq names its product DNA damage-regulated autophagy modulator protein 1-like. Bases 194 to 1000 code for a protein of 268 amino acids. The transcript is spliced from 6 exons. The record is from RefSeq and is a predicted model, not a curated record. Lineage: Eukaryota; Metazoa; Arthropoda; Merostomata; Xiphosura; Limulidae.
GUGAGUGAAUGUGUUUAAGUCGUGUUAGUGAGUGUGUGUCGACAUUAUGGUGAAAGUUUCUUCUACGUCAUCAUAAAAACCAUUAUAUUUACAGGUUAGACGUUUGUAAAAGUCUAAAAAAGCAACUUAGAAGCAGUUUUAAGCAUUAUUUAGUUUAAAUGUGUGAAAUGAGAAACUUUUCAUUCGAAGAGCCAUGUCAUUAACCACGUGGUUAGGGUUAGGGUGGGUGCCUGCUCUCACUGGAAUAUUUCUAGCAUUUGGUGUAGUUGUAGCUUACAUUAUUGCUGUCCUACGCGGGGACGUAACUCCUUAUAUGCCUUUCAUUAGCGAAGCAGGUACAGAUCCUCCACAGAGCGGUAUAUUCAGUAUUUGCCUGUUCUGUUCAGGAAACCUAGGCUUAAUAACCAUGGUAGUUCGAUAUAUGUACGUAAAUGAGCUGAAUAAAGGACGUCAUAAGAAAAUCCAAGUCAUUAAUCAGAUUUCGCUGUUCUGUGGAUUCACUGCCAUUGGCGGAAUGAUGGUGGUUGCAGUUUAUCCGAUGUCAACAGUGAGCCUUGCCCAUGACGUUGGGGCAUACACUUUGUUUAUCCUGGGAUUGACUUAUGCCUCUCUGCAGACAUUGGUCACCUACUAUCUUUAUCCUAGUUACAACGGAUUGACCAUCUGCCGGUUUAGAUUGACCAUUGUUCUGCUCUGUCUCAUUUCCCUUGUUACAAUGGCCAUUAUUUAUCCGGUUUCUCAUGCAGAAUUCAAAUCAGGAAAUUAUAAUCACCCUAGAAGAUUAAAACAAUUAGGAGAAAGGGGAUUCCGAGGAUUAGUCGCCAGUUCGACUGCAGAAUGGACGUUAGCCCUAAUUUUUAUAACGUUUUUCUUUACAUAUAUACGAGAAUUUCAAGCAAUUUUGUUUCAGGUUAAAAUCUGCCCCUUAGGUUAUCAUAUAGAUGAAGUGGCAAUUAAACAGGCCAAUGAGCGUCAACCUUUACUUAAUGAACAAGUUUAAUAUCAUACUAGUAGAGACCCGCAAAACAUUUCCGGCCAAAUUAGUGUCUUUAUCGUAACAGUACUUCUUUAAAUACAACAUUUCUAGCACAAUACAAACGAAUUGUAAUCGUAGACAACGAAAUGUGUAAAUCCCUUUGUAUAUAUGCCGUACUUUAUAAAACUUUAACUUAUGUUAGGUCUAAGUUCGAUCAAGAGAUAAAUUAAUACUGUAACCUGUGUACGCUUUUUUUUUACUUUAGUUUAGUUAGGACUAAACUUUAGUGUACUUAAUACUAUCGAUAAAUAAACUUAUAAUGUUAUUCUACGACCUAACAUCAAACC